AUUAUUGUAUAUCCAAAUUUGAGUUGGAUUUUCCAAAGAAGAACUUGGAAAAACCAAACCAAGUUGAAAUGGAAACAAGAACCAUUGAAGGGAUUGAAAGGAAGGAAAUCUACCAUGAGAAACAGAGAUUGCAGUUCUGCUUGUUACAUUCCCUUAACAAUCUAUUCCAGGAAAGUAAUGCAUUCACUAGAGAACAACUGAAUGCUAUAGCCGAUAGGCUGAUCCUCAAUGAUCCAAACAAAGAUUCAAAACCAGGAAUAUGUAAAUGGGUAUUUUCAUUCUUUCAAAGGCAUGAUUACUACAAUCCGACAAGUGGGAAUUAUGACGUAAAUGUUCUAAUUACUGCAAUGGAAGGUAGAGGGAAGAAAGUAGCCUGGCAUGAUCAAAGGAAGAAAGCAUCUUCAAUUGAUCUUGACGACCCAGAAGGCAAAUUAAAUGGUAUUGUUCUUAAUAUUGUUGUCAAGAAAUUUUGUGGGCUUUUGAAAGGUAGGCAUUGGGUUGCAUUAAGAAAGAUUCACGGGUUUUGGUAUAAUCUCGAUAGUGAACUUUCUAGACCGUACAAGUUUAGGAAUGAUGUAGAAGUAAGGAAGUUCUUGGAUUCCACCAUGGCUGCCCAAUCACAAGUUCUUCUCAUUCUCAACUGAUCGAAUUCUUUCUUCAUUCUUGCUUCUUCUUUUGUGGAUGGAUAGGUAUGUGUGUGUGUGAUCAUGACCAAUAAUUAGAGAAGUUGUAAAUGAUUUUUAGUGUACAGAUUAAUAGAUAGAUGUUAUGAACUAGAUCUUUGGUACUUUUACAGACAUAGAUUUUUUUGGGAAUGACUUCUAUGAAUCAGUUGGCUAGUAAUUGAUGGCGCAUUG
Impatiens glandulifera is the source of this 857-nucleotide messenger RNA. Its product is annotated as josephin-like protein. The transcript is spliced from 2 exons. Gene Ontology annotation, biological process: protein deubiquitination. Lineage: Eukaryota; Viridiplantae; Streptophyta; Magnoliopsida; Ericales; Balsaminaceae. Gene Ontology annotation, molecular function: cysteine-type deubiquitinase activity. The record is from RefSeq and is a predicted model, not a curated record. Bases 69 to 644 code for a protein of 191 amino acids.